This is a messenger RNA of Quercus robur (English oak), 1186 nucleotides long. RefSeq names its product endo-1,3;1,4-beta-D-glucanase-like. Lineage: Eukaryota; Viridiplantae; Streptophyta; Magnoliopsida; Fagales; Fagaceae. Gene Ontology annotation, molecular function: hydrolase activity. Bases 179 to 901 code for a protein of 240 amino acids. The record is from RefSeq and is a predicted model, not a curated record. The transcript has 7 exons.
UUUUGGAGGGAUGAGACGGACCAAGCCAAAGCGUCCUUUGACGUAAGUAGUGACGUUUACUCCAUUCAGGUCUUCUUCUCUGUAAAACCUCAGCUUCCCUCUCCACUUUUCCUUCCAAAUCUUCAACACUUUUGACACUGCAGCUCAGACUCAGCCACUGAUCACAAUUGUAACCAAAAUGUCGAGCUCUCAGUGCUUUCAGAACGCACCAACCUUGAGCUCAACCUGUGGAGCAGGGACAGUCCAAGAGUUUGGAGGCCUUCAAACUUAUGUCACUGGCUCUCCUCAUUCUAAGCUUGCCAUCCUUCUUCUUUCCGAUGGUUUUGGCUAUGAAGCACCAAAUUUCAGGAAACUAGCUGACAAGGUUGCAGCAGCUGGCUUCUUUGUGGUAGUUCCUGAUUUUUUGCAUGGUGACUCUGUCACUGAUCUUAGUGACCCUAAAUUUGAUCAAGACACCUGGAUGAAAGCUCACAACACAGAAAAAGGAUUUGAAGAUGCCAAACCUGUGAUUGAAGCUUUGAAGAGUAAAGGAUUCUCUGCCAUAGGGGCUGCAGGUUUUUGUUGGGGAGCAAUGGUAUUGGUCAAAUUAGCAAGUUCUACUGACCUUCAGGCUGCGGUCUUGUUGCAUCCUGGACGGAUCACAGAAGAUGAAAUCAAUAAUGUUAAGAUUCCUAUUUCAAUAUUGGGAGCUGAGAUCGACCAUUCUUCCCCACCUGAACAAUUGAAACAAUUUGGAAAGAAGUUGUCAGAAAAAUCUGAGUUUGAUAGCUUUGUGAAGAUAUAUCCUGGUGUGGCUCAUGGAUGGACAGUGAGGUACAAUGUUGACGAUGAGUCAGCUGUCAAGAGUGCUGAAGAGGCCCAUUUGGACAUGUUAAAUUGGUUUACCAAGUAUGUCAAGUGAAAAUUUGUUUAUACAUGAAAGAGAAAUGUGAGGGUUGAAAUAACGUAAGGUAAUGUGGCUAGAAGACGGGUAAUUAUCUAUGUAUUAUAUGCAGAAAUUAGUGUCUUUGUUUCACCUAAAAGCUUGUACUUUAGUAGUAUUGUUUGGUCUUUCUAGUGAAAAGAACCAAGAUUUGAAUCCCCCUCUGUCACUUGUUGCAAUAAUUGGCUUAUCAAAAAAAAAAAAGAUUAGCACCCUUGUUUCAGAAAUUUGGUAAUAAUUACUUAUGGCUGAUUAUUUUACUUA